GUUUGCGGGCAGCGUUGUAGGUGGUGUUGUGCGUGGCGCUGAGUGCGCGUGGGGUAUAGAGUAUACGUGUUGUGUCCGCUAAUUUUUCCCGUGUGCGGUACUGCUCGGCCCGUUUAUUUACGUAGCGUCGCGACGCGUGCGGAUAUCGGAGCGUGUGCCAGCGGUCGUCGACGACGUCGGGAAGCGCGGUAACGCGCGGGGAUAACGCGCGAUAAUCCGCCGCCACGCCGUUAACAAGCCGCGCAUCUCGAGAAUUCUCAGACGCAAGGGCGACUCACACACGGCUAAAUGCGCCUCCCAUUCCCGUGGAGGUUGUUGUUUACGGGCAGGCCCGCGCCGUCGGACGGACGUGCGGUGCGCGACUUCUCUUAGGUGCGCGACGUGUCCUUCCCCCCUUCUCCUCCGCGCCGUCACAACAGUGCGACUCGACGCGUCCGCGCUGUGCCGCGCCAAGCGCGUGCACUCCUGCCGUGUUUUAUAACCUGACAAACACGAGCGAGGUCCUGUAUCACAUCUCCUGUUUAUUAUCAUGCCAUCGCAUCUUUGAUGAAACAUUUAUCAAGCGGUAAGGUUGCCCGCGCCGUGCCUCGUCGCUUGGCUCUUUGUCUCGAUUCCGCGAAUUAUUGCGUCUCUCGCGUGAUCCCACCACCGUGAAGCAUCAACCAUUGUUUAGAAUCCAUUGAUACUCGUCCAGGGCUGGGUUCAGUUGCAUCAAAUAUAUCAUUUUAGCUUUUAAACAAAGGUGCAUACUUAAUUAAAGAAUACCAAAAUGUGGCCGACGCAAAGUAAUAAUAAUAAUACAAAUACGAAUCCUACGUCGAGUGAAAAGAACAAUUUACGCACUCUAGGGAUGACAUCCGCUAUCAGUGUAGCUGAACCUAAACCUGUGGACAUUUCCAGAACCAACGAAUUGAAAGAGGCCCUGAAACCCUAUAAUGUUUUUGAAUCAGAAGAAGAGUUGAAUCAUAGGAUGGAGAUUUUAAGCAAAUUAAAUGCAUUGGUUAAACAAUGGAUAAGGGAUACGAGUAUAGCUAGAAAUAUGCCACCUAAUGUAGCCGAACAAGUUGGUGGUAAAAUAUACACAUUUGGUUCAUAUAGGUUAGGUGUACAUCACAAAGGCGCCGAUAUUGAUGCAUUAUGUGUUGUACCACGUCAUAUAUAUAGAUCAGAUUAUUUUACAUCCUUUUUUGAAUUAUUGAAGAUGCAGGAAGAAGUUACAGAUUUAAGGGCAGUAGAAGAAGCCUUUGUACCGGUGAUAAAAAUGAACUUUGAUGGUAUAGAAAUUGAUAUGCUAUUUGCAAAGUUAACUCUUAAAGAAAUUCCAGAUUCAAUGGAUCUCAGGGAUGACAUGCUACUAAAAAAUCUUGAUCAAAAGUGUGUCAGAAGUCUCAAUGGUUGCAGAGUGACAGACGAAAUAUUACGUUUAGUACCUAAUAUAGAAAAUUUCAGAUUAGCCCUUAGGGCUAUAAAAUUAUGGGCAAAACGACAUGGCAUAUACAGCAAUGUCUUAGGUUAUCUCGGUGGCGUAUCUUGGGCAAUGUUAGUUGCGCGAACAUGUCAACUUUAUCCCAACGCCGUGGCUGCAACUUUAAUAGAAAAAUUUUUCCUUGUAUUCUCUCAAUGGAAAUGGCCACAACCAGUACUUUUAAAACAACCUGACAAUGUUAAUCUGGGUUAUCCAGUUUGGGAUCCAAGAGUAAAUGUAUCAGAUAGAUAUCAUCUGAUGCCGAUAAUCACACCUGCAUAUCCUCAACAAAAUUCUACUUUUAAUGUAUCCGUAUCGACCAGAACCAUCAUGCAAGAAGCGUUUGAAAAUGGUUUAGCCAUAACCGAAGAGAUUAUUAUGGGUAAAGCAACGUGGGACAAGUUGUUUGAGCCACCAAAUUUUUUUGGCAAAUACAAGCAUUACAUUGUAUUAUUAGCCAAAAGUUUAAGUGCCGAGGAUCAACUUGAAUGGUGUGGUCUUGUCGAGUCAAAAAUACGACACUUAAUAGGCAUGUUGGAAAGGAAUCCUCAUAUUACUUUGGCACACGUUAAUCCGGAGGCGUUCCCACCAUUGAACCCCGAAUCGGGCAAGCAGUGUUCUAUGUGGUUCAUCGGCCUGGCUUUUGCUAAGUGUGAAAAGAACGAAAAAAGCGAAAAGGGUGAAAAUAUCAAUGUUGAUCUCACAUACGACAUCAAAUCCUUUGUGGAUACAGUUGAAAGACAAGCAGAACAAAUAAAUAUGUUUAAGGAAGGAAUGUGGAUUGAAGCUAAACAUGUAAAAAGAAAGGAUUUGCAUACUUACGUAUCUCCAAGUUUGUUGAAAAAAGAGAGAAAGGCUUCUAGCAGUGUGCAUAGGAAUGGCAAUAUAGCUGGAAAUGGAAACAGUGGCAGUGUUUCGCCGCGAAAUCAAGGUGAUACAAGUGGCAGGAAGAGAUUAUCAGAUCAGACACUUGAUGCGAUUGGGAAGAAACGACGAAUUAAUGAGGCGGAAGAGCAAACGGAGAAUUCAACGUUAGUGGUUCAAUCUUGCGGGGAAGAUAGCAAUUCUGGCUUCAGUAUGGAUGAAUAUAAACAAAAUCUAUCAACUAAUAAGGACGAAGGACCUACUGGUGCAACUACAGUAGCUCAGGAAGGAUUUGUCUGCACUUGAUGAUCAUCGUGGGAUUACUAUCUUACUUGAAUCCAUUGAUGCUCCUCUGGAUCAUCUAGACUGUAAACAUUUCUCAUGCAACCAUCCACUGCCCACUGUAAGUCCUUCGUUUCGUAAAUGCAAAAGCGUCACGCAAUGGUGGAAGCUAUCCAGGUGGAAUCAAUCAAUUGAUGACAAUUUCUGUGUUUAUGUGAGACAUAACUAAUAGUAUUUAUAAAAAGAAAAAAACAUCGACAGUCAAUGGGAACAAUUACGCUGAAAAUUUAUGCGAUUGUGCCAGUGUCUGUGAUGUCAUUUAUAUCACCAUAAUAAUAGUUUUGAGAUACAUAGCGAAAAGAAUUUGCCAUCGUGAAGGAUAAAUCUAUUUCACUUGGAAACAAAAUAAUAACCAUACUUUUUAUAUUUCCUUUUUGUAUAUAUCGUUUACAUUAUUCUUUUUUUUAUCGAUAAAUACUUGAACAAGAAGCUUAAGAUUUGAUAAUACAUGAUGUAACAUAAUUUUACAUAAUUUACAUGACGAACGGGAAUAGUUUGAUCGAGAAAAUUACAUGUAUGGAAAUUUUCGUAUUUGCGAAUGUUUCCACAUGUUAGAAAAAAAAA
Messenger RNA from Pogonomyrmex barbatus (red harvester ant), 3235 nucleotides. RefSeq names its product poly(A) polymerase hiiragi (gene hrg). Gene Ontology annotation, molecular function: poly(A) RNA polymerase activity; RNA binding. The record is from RefSeq and is a predicted model, not a curated record. Gene Ontology annotation, cellular component: nucleus. Lineage: Eukaryota; Metazoa; Arthropoda; Insecta; Hymenoptera; Formicidae. Gene Ontology annotation, biological process: RNA 3'-end processing.